Molecule: messenger RNA, 2140 nt
Organism: Camelina sativa (false flax)
Lineage: Eukaryota; Viridiplantae; Streptophyta; Magnoliopsida; Brassicales; Brassicaceae
Source: RefSeq, a predicted model, not a curated record
AUCUUUGGGGUAUGGUCGUCAUUACCCGGUUUUGCUACGAAAGCAUAGAAUCGAGUGUUCCUCUCUCUGCGUUAAACUAAGAUCUCGUGCAAACCUUCUCUGCGGGUGCACCGAUUCGUAACGUACACCCACCUCCCCAGGUUUCCCCCAAGAUCCCUUCUUCUCCUUCUUCGUCUUCUUCUUCAUCCUACAAGUGUGGGGUCUUGUCUCAAUUCCUAUGUAUUGACGACUUUGUAACGGCAAAUCGGGGUACAUAAAACGGAUCGUGUUCUAAUCUUUGGUCAAAUGGAGAUUUCAAGCCGGACCUUUGUUUUCUUCUUCUUCUCUCUCUGUCUCUUGUCGUCAACCUCUCUCUCGAUCGAAAAUUUUCACCAGGCUUUUCCUAUUGUUGAACCUGCUCCUAGUCAUACCAAGCUUCAGCUUAGCAGAGAAGGUUUGGAAGCAAUUAGCAGAAUUACUACUCCUAUUUCUGCUGUUGCGGUGAUUGGCCCUUAUCGCUCUGGAAAAUCAUUUCUACUCAAUCAGCUUCUUUCCCUUUCCUGUUAUGAAGGUUUUGGUGUUGGACACAUGCGUGACACCAAAACAAAAGGUAUUUGGGUCUGGGGAACACCAUUAGAGCUGGAGAUUGAUGGAGUCAAAACUUCCGUAAUUUACCUGGACACUGAAGGAUUUGAAAGUGUUGGAAAGUCAAAUGUCUAUGAUGACCGGAUUUUUGCUCUGGCAACGGUUAUGAGUUCUGUGCUUAUCUAUAAUCUGCCUGAAACUAUCCGUGAAGCUGACAUUUCUCGGCUCUCCUUUGCUGUUGAGUUGGCGGAAGAAUUUUAUGGAAGAGUAAAGGGUGAAGAUGUUGCUUUUGAACCGUCAAAGCUUCUGUGGCUUAUCCAGCGUGAUUUUCUGCAAGGGAAAUCGGUGAAGCAAAUGGUGGAUGAAGCUCUCAGACAUGUCCCUAAUGAAGAUGGUAACAAAAAUAUUGACCAGGUUAACCAGAUUCGGGAUUCCUUGGCUAUAAUGGGUGACAACAGUACAGCCUUUAGCUUACCACAGCCUCAUCUCAUGCGGACAAAGCUAUGUGAUCUGAAAGAUGAGGACCUGGACUCUACCUAUGUUGCAAGGCGUGAUCAAUUGAAAAAGCUUGUUGCUAGUAUUAUCCGCCCAAAGAUAGUGCAGGGGAAAACGCUAAAUGGGAAGGAGUUUAUUUCUUUCCUGGAACAGAUAUUGGAUGCUUUAAAUAAAGGAGAGAUCCCAUCAACAGGAUCACUAGUUGAGGUUUUCAAUAAAGAUAUUGUUGAGCGUUGUGUGAAGCUGUACAAUGAGAGGAUGGUAAGAUUGAGGCUACCAAUGUCUGAAGAAUCUCUCCAAAGUUCCCAUGAAACGGCACAUAAUGAAGCUAUUAAGGCAUUUGAUGCACAACAUUUUGGUAGACAGCAUGCAAAGAAAUCUGUCGAUCAGUUGGAUGAACAAAUGCAGGAGGUAUACAAGAAUUAUAUUCUUGCAAAUGAAUACCAAUCAUCGAAGCUCUGUGAGAAACUAUAUACAAAGUGUGAAGAUGACAUGGACCACUUACAGGCUCUCCGACUUCCUUCCAUGGCUAAAUUUAAUGCAGGUUUCGUGUACUGCAACCAAACUUUUGAGCAGCAAUGUGUUGGUCCUUCGAAGCAAAACUAUGAGCAAAGAUUAACUAAGAUGAUGGGAAAGUCACGGUCUUUGUUUGCAUAAUUGCACUUUGUGUGCUUUAUUGGCGGUGUUAUGGAAAGAGGAAACACGGGGCUCGCUGGCUUCUUCCGAUGUACAAUAACCAGAAGAAUGUCCGGAAUAGGGAACGGUCUGAGUAAAAAAAAAACACAUUCCUCCUCCCAUCCCUUAUACUUAUAGCAUCUUCUCGGGCAUGCUCGUUGUUUUUAUCAUCCGAAGCUCUCUGCCCGUUACUACCAAAUUUUUGGACGCAGAAGAAUGAAGACGAUGAUUUGAUCGAUCCAAGUUGGUUUGAUUGUACCAUUUGCAUAGAAUGCAUUUGUAAUGUUUAACUUUAUAUUAUGCAUAUGAUCCGAUCUGUUUUAUUUUUAUACCCAAUCACGGUUAAUUUUAGCUAACAACAACCCUUACGAGUCUGUUUCUAUUUUAUUUAUUUUAUUCAAUUCAA